UUAAUCAAACUACGAUCUUCAUCUACACGACUAAUCACGUAUUUUAUCUACUGAUACUCUAUUUCUCUGCCAAACUGAUUGAACGAGUGCUCAGAAAGUAUAAUCCAGAGAUGUCAAUAGAGCAUCUUCGAAACUGCACAACGUAUAUCCUUGAGAUAAUCGUUACAGCCGUUGGCUUCUUCCUUUUGAUUGCGAUGUAUAAUCUCCUAGUCAAUAAAGAGAUUAGUUUACGUGAUUAUAAGUUAGGCCAAGUUGCCGGUUUAUUAAUAUGUGAUUUGUACAUAUUUGAACUUUUAUAUCGAACAACAAUGCGAAGACCACUUAUAAUUCAUCAUUGUGUAACAAUGACCAUGAUGUCGCUAGGAAUUUACGUUGUCAUAGAGGGCGGACUUGUAAUAUAUCCUCAUGCCGUGUUACUAUUAUUCCAAGCAACAACAGAGCAAAGUACAUUCCUCGGUCUACUUUUUUAUCGAAUAUUUCCAAAAUACGCCUCCGGUGUGCUAUUGUUUUCUUCAAUACAAGUUUUCGUUGUAAAAACAGCCACGUUAGCUUGGUGCUAUAUAUUUUGGGGACAAGAUAUGCUGCCAAAUAAAGACCAUCUGAAAAUUGUGACGGCGUGGAAUAUUAUAUUCCCCAUAGGUGCAUUCAUUCUAUUCCUCACACAGAUCUGGGCAACUUACGUG
Molecule: messenger RNA, 683 nt
Organism: Ambispora gerdemannii
Lineage: Eukaryota; Fungi; Glomeromycota; Glomeromycetes; Archaeosporales; Ambisporaceae
Source: the annotation of a GenBank genome assembly